This is a messenger RNA of Fusarium sp. VM40, 1542 nucleotides long. Lineage: Eukaryota; Fungi; Ascomycota; Sordariomycetes; Hypocreales; Nectriaceae. The record is from the annotation of a GenBank genome assembly.
AUGUCGUCGGGCACAAGCACUCGGUAUAACUUUCUCAUUAUCUUUUUCGUUGCCCUCGGUUCUUUCACCUAUGGCUUUAACUCUGCCAUCAGUGGCUCGGUCCUAGGUCUCAAAUCGUUUUUAGAUUAUUUUAACCUCAGCACAUCCGGUCUAGAUGCAGCUAGGAGUAACCGCAUCAUUGGAGCAAAUAAUGGCCUAUUCGCAGGAGGUGGCAUCAUUGGCUGCUUCCUUGUGCCGACCCUGCUCGACAGGUGUGGCCGACGUCUCGCUAUUCAGCUCACGACCCUUAUUUGCAUCAUAUCGGCAGCACUGCAGGCGGGUUCAGUUCACGUUGCGAUGCUACUGAUUGGUCGAUUUCUCAAUGGAAUUGGCAUCGGAAUGAUUGAUGUGGCUGUGCCCAUCUACCAGUCUGAGAUUUCCCCAGCCAGCAAGCGAGGGCGGAUGGUCGGCUCUCACGGGUUCUUGGUGGCUAUGGCUGGGUGGGUUGGCUACGGCUGCUUCUUUAUCGCAAAUCCUGCGCUCCAGUGGCGACUGUGUCUAGCCAUCCAGAUUCUCGCACCCCUUCUUCUUCUGGUUGGGUCCCCCUGGAUGCCCGAAUCUCCAAGAUGGCUUUGCCUUAAGGCUAGGGUCCCCGAAGCUCGAGAUGUACUCCAUAAAUUGCAUUCUAGCAACAGCUCUGAGCCGGAGGAGGACUCUCUCGCCGAAAGAGAGCUGCGACAGAUUCGCGUCCAGCUCGAAAUUGAGAACCAGACUACCACCUCACAUGGCUGGAAGGAGGCAUUCUCACGGCCCUCGUACCGGAAACGACUCUUGUACGGCUUCUUCUUGCAGUGCAUUGCUCAAUCCACUGGUGUGCUCGUUGUCAACAACUACCAGAUCCUCCUCUACGAUGGCCUUGGUCUCCGUGGCUCCAUCUCCCUGCUACUCUACGCAUGCUACAACUCCUUGGCCGCUUUCAUGAACUGGGUCAACAGUCUUAUCCUCGAUCGUUUUGGAAGAAUCCGCAUCAUGGUGGUGGGCCUCAUCGGAUGCUCCCUGUCCCUUUGUGGCUUCACUGCCAUGGUGGCUGAGUUUGUGGGCACAGAUAAUAAGAUCGGCAAUGGAUUUGGCGUCUUCUUCCUCUACCUGUUUGUCUUCUUCUAUGGGGGCAGCAUGGAUGCGUCUUCAUAUGUCUACUGUGCCGAGAUCUUUCCAACCCCGAUCCGUGCGCACGGUGUCGGACUCAGUGUUGCUGGUCUCUUCAUCAUGACGCUCAUAUACACCCAAGCGGCACCCACUGCCUUUGCCGAGGUUGGAUGGAAAUAUUACCUUGUGUUUAUUAUAAUUCCGUGGAUUGGAGCUUUCGUUUUCCAAAAGUUCUACCCGGAAACUGCAGGGUUAUCUCUUGAGGAAAUCGCUGUUCUUUUUGGCGAUGAAGGCGUGCAGCACGAAGAUCUCAACUCCGACCAAAAGGUUUCUAGCUCCGCAGAGGCCGGGCUGUCUGCCGACUUUGGGGAUAAGGAGCAGCAGUCAGCCACCGCUAAUCACACCGAGAUACCUUAG